GACGUUUGUAUCACGUGAACAAUUAGCUUCCUUGUUGUUGAUUUCGUGACAACCCAAAAAUACACAAGAUUCCAGCUUCUGAAAUACAGACGUAGCAGUACUUCAAUAUGGCCGCUGGUGAGACAAUCUCGGAGUCUCUGUUUGUAGCAGCUAUAGACUUUGGUACAACGUUUUCUGGGUAUGCUUUUGGUAAUAGAAAUGAUUACAAAGAUGAUCCCUCCAAAGUAGCCGGCUGUCACUGGAGCACUGGGUCACAACCAGGGCUAUCCCUUAAGACACCGUCAUGUAUUUUGUUUGACCCUGAACAAAACUUUGACUCCUUUGGUGGAGAAGCAGAAGAUAAAUACACAGAGCUAGCACAAGAGGAUGAACAUGGUGACUGGUAUUUUUUCAGAAGAUUUAAAAUGCAGCUUUAUGGCAAAGAGGAAUUAUCAAAAGACUUCAUGUUGGAAGGAGAAAAUGGUUUACAAAUGCCAGCCAUAAAAGUGUUUGCAGAAAGCAUCAAAUUUCUGCGAACACACUUUGAAGACCAUAUAAAGAAUAAAGCCGAUGAAAUCAAACCACGUGAUGUAGAAUGGGUGUUGACAGUACCCGCCAUCUGGCCAGAUCCGGCUAAAAAGUUCAUGAAGGAAGCUGCUAAUGCUGGAGGAAUACCCAACAGUCGCCUGAUCUUGGCGUUAGAACCAGAAGCUGCAUCUAUCUACUGUAAAAACUUACCUGUCGACAGAACUCUUUCUACUGGUGGAAGAUCUACCCUCGAUGCGUUUGCUCCGGGGACACAGUAUCUUAUACUGGAUGCAGGAGGUGGCACGGUUGAUAUUACUGUACAAGAAAUAAAAGACGAUGGCGACAUUAAACAGAUCUUCAUGGCCAAUGGUGGAGAUUGGGGCGGAACUAAAGUCGACGAAGCAUUUGACGAAUUCCUGACGGAUAUCGUUGGAUCAGAUACGGUCGACAAGUUCCGGAAGGAUGACAAGGUCGAUUAUCUAGGUCUGUGUAGAGAAUUUGAAGUGAAAAAGCGAAGUAUUCGCCCAGACAGCACAGCUAAAAUAACAAUUCGAAUUCCAUUAAGUUUAAGUGAAAGAUUUCAAGAAGUAAAAGGAGUUUCACUGAAAAGUUCCUUCAAAUCAAACAAAUCAAUGUCAUGGGUAGGUGAUAAAUUACGUGUUGAUCCCGACACCGCUAAAAAGUUCUUUGAAGAACCAUGCCAACGCAUUGUUGACCAUCUGAAGGAUUUAUUCCAGAAAGGAGCAGUUGUCGAUACGGACAUCAUUUUAAUGGUUGGUGGUUUUUCUGAAUCACAAAUACUGCAGGAAGCAAUAAAGUCGGCAUUUCAAAGCAAAACUGUAAUAAUACCAGAAGAUGCAGGUCUUGCUGUGCUCAAAGGUGCAGUUCAGUUCGGAUUUAAUCCUAAGGUUAUCAGUCCAAGAAUCCUUCGAUACACCUUUGGAGUCAGUACAAAUAUGCAGUUCCGUCCACAUACUGACCCAGAAGAUAAGAAACAUAUUACUAAUAAUAAGAUGUAUUGCCGGGAUAGAUUUGGAAAGCAUGUCGGGAGAGGAGAACCGGUGGAGUGCGAUGAUCUAACCAAUACGAAAACAUACAAUCCAUUAACAGAAAACGCGAGUAAAAUUGUACUUCCCAUCUAUUCGUCUCGUUCCGAAGAUCCACAAUAUAUAGACGAAGAAGAUUGCACUUAUAUCGGGAAAUUUGAGGUAGAUUUGUCAGAUGUAACUGGUCCUGAUCGGGACGUCGAGAUCGGGAUGAAAUUUGGAGGGACUGAUAUAACUGUCGAAGCAACGAUUAAGUCUACUGGACAAAAAAUUGAAGCACGUUACAGGUCUUAUUUAAACCAGUAAAUGAUGUGCCAUAUGCAUUGUAAACAUCGUUUAUUGAGACAAUUUCAUUGUACAUUUAUAUAGUUUAGAGUUUGUUAUACUUAACAUGUUGCUACGCGUGAAUUUCAUUAAUUACAUUAUAACUGUAGUUAUAGAUUUAUUACUGUUAAAAGGGCUUUUAAAUUUUUCUGAGUUCGAUUCCAAAAAAAUGAGUAUUCCCUUAAUAUAUAUCAGUAUAUCAGUACAAAAAAAUCAUUCCCGUUAUUUUGUUUAACAGUUUUUAUCCAAUAGCUAUAUUUGUCAGAAGAACAUUAAAAACAAAUUUGAUACUUUUGCGGUCAACUUUUUAAAAAGUUUAUGCCACGUCGUAGGCAGUUGUUUUACUAAUAAUUUAAUAAUGUUAUUUGACUGGUCUCUUAAACUUUUUGAUUACGCCCAGUUAAGGGGGUUAAUUUUUAGCUCACCUGGCCCAAAUGGCAAAUUGAUCUUUCUCAUCAAUUGGCGUCCGUCGUUAUCAUUAUUAUUGUCGUCCGUUAACUUUACAAAUAUCUUCUCCUAUGAAACUACUAGGCCAAUUUUACCAAACUUGGCCACAAUCAUCACUAGGGAAUCUAGUUUAAAAAUGUGUCCGAUGACCCCGCCUGCCAACGAAGAUGGCCGACAUGGCUAAAAGUAAAAUAUAGAGGUAAAAUGUAGUUUUGUCGAGCCUGCGACAAAAGUCGCAGAAAGCUCGACAUAGGGAUAGUGAUCCGGCGGCGGCGGUGUUCGCAAACUUCUUAAAAGCUUUAUGUUUUAGAAGGUGGAAGACCUAGAUGCUUCAUACUUUGUAUAUUGAUGCCUCAUGUUACGAAGUUUCCGUCAGUUACAUGUCCAAUAUCCUUGAACUCAUUUUCAUGGUUCAGUGACUACUUGAAAAACAAGUUCAAAAUUUUUGUAAUGUUAAAUUUUCUCUUAGUAUAAGUGAUAGGAUAACUAUAUUUGGCAUGUGCGUACCUUGCAAGGCCCUCAUGCCCGUCAGACAGUUUUCACUUGACCUCGACCUCAUUCAUGGAUUAGUGAACAAGGUUAAGAUUUGGUGGUCAAGUCCAUAUCUCAGAUACUAUAAGCAAUAGGUCUAGUAUAUUCGGUGUAUGGAAGGUCUGAAAGGUUUACAUGUCCAACUGGCAGGUGUCAUCUGACCUUGACCUCAUUUUCAUGGUUCAGUGUUUAUAAUAGUUAGGUUUUUGUGUUUUGGUCUGUUUUUCUUAUACUGUAUACAAUAGGUCAACUAUAUUUGGUGUAUGGAAUGGUUGUAAGGUGCCCAUGCCUAGCUGGCUGGUGUCAUCUGACCUUGAUCUCAUUUUCAUGGUUUAGUGGUCAAAGUUAAGUUUUUGAGUUUUGGUCUUUUUUUCUAAUACUAUAUACAAUAGGUCAACUAUAUUUGGUGUAUCGGUCAUUAUCAAAAAACAUGCAAAACUAUGUUAUUGGGUCUUUUUAAGUCACAGACAUGAAAAUAUACCAAAAUAACACUUGCGUAUGUUAAAUAUGAAUGUUUUGUGAUACACAAUAUACAGUUUACAGUAUGAAAUGUUAUAAAAAUCAUCCUUAAUGUUUUUUAAAACCCUUGGAGAUAGCCAGAAUUAACUGUUACUUUUUACUAUAAAUCCUUUCAGACUUGAAGUAGGACUAUUAUUCAUAUCAUUUGUUAUUAUGAUUUAUCACUUUUGAUUGCAUUUUGAUACAUACAAACAUUUUUUAAUGAUUUAGGAGGUGUAUGUUUGUUUUAUAAUAAAAAUUUUCACCAAAAGGAAAUGUUACAUUUUUUUAAGUCAAUGGUGUUACCAAAGGAGAAAUUAGUUGGAUAAGAGUUAUCUUUCGCAAGAUUUGGGCAUUUACAACAGUUUCUCCCUUAGCAAUGUUACCUGUAAGCAUGUUAUGAAAAAGAAAACAAACAAUUUUGUUGAAAAUUUAGUGAAAAAAAACUUAUAUAAAAGUGAAAGCUAUAUCAUAAAUGAAAAUAGUGUCCAUGGUGUACCCUUGUAAAAAAUAUUUUUUUGAAAACAUUUCCUCAACUUUGAAUUAGGAAAUAUAUUGCUUAUAGAAACAUGCACCAGUAACAACAUAUAGAAUAGGGGACUGGAGCACUUAUUUCGAAACUGAAUCUUAAAAUACACCUUAAAUCAUUGGUGUUACUGUCAAUGGUGAGACCAUUUUGAUAAAAUAACACCUUUAACCAGUUUAGUAACACCACUGAAUAUAUCAUGACAAUCGGCAUUGUUUUGUGUUUCUUUCAUGUUUAACAAGCGAAACAUCAUAUUAUUUAUGAAAAACAAUACUGUUUCAACAAUGUUUUAACAAUAUUAUGUAUCACAAAAAAAAAGUUUUCACAAACUGAUGUAUGCUGGCAACACCAAUGACACUAUCUAGUAACACUAUUGACAUUUUUAGUAAUGGAUGUUAUGUUAUAUAAUUUGAGAUUUUUUAGCCUAAGAAGUAUUUUUUCAUCUUUUUCUUUUGCUCGGUGUUCUUGGCUUUGUGGUCAGUAAUUAAUAAAAGUAAAAUUUGAAAUGUGAUGUCAGAUCAUGUCAAUGGUGAUACUUUUGUGUCAUUGGAGUUACUGAAGGGUCAGUGGUUUUACUAUAUAAUAAUUUUAACGGCUGUACUAUUUCCUGCAUCAAUUGUAAAUAAAAAUAGCAGGUAAGCGACAAAGGCUCCUUGGAGCCUCUAGUUUUAUGUUUCUUCCCCUUUACAUUUUUUAUUCAUAAAUGAAAGUGUUUUAGGUCAUAUACAAAGGAUUAGGUAUAUUAUUAUCAUUUAAUCUCAUACAUUUCACAUAUAUUCAGUUUAAGCGUAAUUUUUGGUAUUUACAACGACCAUAAUAAGGACAGACAACUUUUUUACGACAAUGUAUUCUGAAAUUUAUGUUUGAAUAGAAUGCACAGCUAUAUGAAUAAUGUCAAUAAGUAAUAAUUUAAACCUUAACAACAAAUUGGAACAGUUGUUUGAUGUUUAAC
Molecule: messenger RNA, 4831 nt
Organism: Mytilus trossulus (common blue mussel)
Lineage: Eukaryota; Metazoa; Mollusca; Bivalvia; Mytilida; Mytilidae
Product: heat shock 70 kDa protein 12A-like
Exons: 5
Coding region: 108-1859 (583 amino acids)
Molecular function (GO): ATP-dependent protein folding chaperone; ATP binding
Source: RefSeq, a predicted model, not a curated record